This is a messenger RNA of Scophthalmus maximus (turbot), 3269 nucleotides long. RefSeq names its product ceramide synthase 3a (gene cers3a). Gene Ontology annotation, cellular component: membrane. NCBI's taxonomy places the organism in Eukaryota, Metazoa, Chordata, Actinopteri, Pleuronectiformes, Scophthalmidae. The record is from RefSeq and is a predicted model, not a curated record. The coding region runs from base 279 to 1469 and encodes 396 amino acids. Gene Ontology annotation, biological process: ceramide biosynthetic process. The transcript is spliced from 11 exons. Gene Ontology annotation, molecular function: sphingosine N-acyltransferase activity; DNA binding.
GUGACAAUCCACUGGCCUACCUCCACUUCCUGAAGGGAAGAAAAAAAAGAACCUUCCCAGGUGAUUAUUGCUGGAAUGGGUGUGACCCUGAAGAAUGCCAAACAAGGAGAGAGUGGCCCUCUUGCUUGUCAGUGUGGGGGAAUAGAGGGUUUUCCUAUCAAUGUUAACUUCCCGUAACAAACGCUGCAGUCAGCCAGUGUGGGAACACCUGCCCUUACCUGCUCUACUUGGUAACACUGACAGUGGAAAGCACCUGGUGGCUUUGUCAGGGUGCAGGGAUGUUUGACACGCUGUAUGAGUGGUUCUGGUGGGACAGAAUCUGGCUGCCAGUGAACCUGACGUGGGCUGACCUGGUGGACAAGGAGGGUCGGGUCUAUGCCAAAGCCUCUGAUCUCUAUGUCACUGUCCCAUACGCCUUUGUUUUCUUACUCAUCAGAUACCUGUUUGAAAGUUGGAUAGCAACACCACUUGCUCUCUCCGCUGGGAUCAGGCAGAGAGUCCAUCUGAAAGCACAGGACAACCCCAUCCUGGAACUGUACUACACUACUCAGUGUAGAAGCCCUGCUCAGGCAGACAUUGAUGGGCUGUCAAAGAAAAGCUAUUUGUCAGUGAGACAAGUUGAGCGCUGGUUCAGAAGAAGACGCAAUCAGGACUGUCCUGGAGUCCUGAAGAAGUUCAGAGAGGCCUGUUGGAGGUUUGUCUUCUACCUGUUGGCGUUUAUCGGAGGUAUCGCAGCUCUAUAUGAUAAAGAAUGGUUUUAUGACACUCGAGAGGUGUGGACAGGCUUUCCAAAGCAGUCCAUGCUGGAGUCUCAGUACUGGUAUUAUGUCUUGGAAAUGAGCUUCUAUGGCUCUCUUCUCUUCAGCAUGAGCUUUGAUGUCAAGAGAAAGGACUUUAAGGAGCAAAUCAUUCACCACUUGGCCACGCUGGUCCUCUUAUCAUUUUCCUGGUGUUCCAACUACAUUCGUGUUGGAACACUAGUCAUGCUUGUCCAUGAUGCCUCUGAUGUUCUCCUGGAGUCCGCCAAAUUAUUUAACUAUGCCAAAUGGGAGAAAGCCUGCAAUACUCUGUUUGUGCUGUUUGCCAUAGUGUUUAUGGUAACAAGACUGAUCAUCUUUCCAUUUUGGCUCAUCCACUGUACCUGGGUUUACCCCAUUCACCACUACCCUGCCUUCUUUGGCUACUACUUCUUCAACGUGAUGCUGAUGGUCCUCCUCUGUCUGCACAUAUUCUGGGCCUACCUCAUCCUCUGCAUGAUCAGGAAGUUCAUGUUUAGCAAGAUGACCAGAGAUGAGAGGAGUGAGAAUGAAGAGGAAGAGGAGGAAGAGAGCAAUGCAACAGAGGACGAAGCUGCAGAAGAGCACAAGCUUGGCAAUGGACAUGCAGUUCAUGAGAAGGAGGACAAGAAUGGCUGCUUCGGGUGUUUGUCUCCACGAGAGGACAUCUGCCGAUCAAAGACUGUGUACUGACUAUGAUCAGUGGAAACGAAGAUGUGAAAAAAAACUAACAAUAUCAAAUAAAUUUCAUGCACUGCGAGAUGAAAAUACACAAAACAUGCAACUAAUUACCUUCAGAUGCUGGAACACGACCUAACCAUAAUAAGUGUCGCUCCUCUCACAGCGCUUUGAACGGAGCACACCUACAGGGAGAGAGACUUUGAGAUGUAUUUGCUCUGGCGGUUCCUCCCCGGUGUUGUCAGUGGCAGCACUUCACUCGAUGGCCCUCCAGGUCAAAAGAGACAAGUGAACCAAAUGAUCAAACCUAAACACAAGCCCCACUGUGUGCUCAUCACGUUUAAUUUGUUACGCAUUGUUUAUGAAGUGCAGCAUCGUUGUCCAAAAUGCAGGUAAAAAGUAAAAAAGCAAAAAGUAUCAAAAAACAGACUUCCAGUCUAUAAAAGAGAAAAUGACCAAAACUCAAACGCAGGAACAUGGACACACUAGGGAAACGAAGCAUUAAAGAGCAGAGCUGACACAACUAAGCAUGGCCAAGUAGACGAACCAACAAGAACAAAGGGAGGCACAAAGACUUUAUACAGAAGAGGGCAGAGAUAAUAUGACAGAGGUAAGACACAUUAGAAACUGGAACAGACAAUCACAGGGAAAAACAAGAAAAGUAAAGUAACAGAUAACCAGACACAGCAGGAAAUGAAAUGAAAUCCAAACUAAAUUCGGAAAUACCAAACUGAAGAUGAACAAGACAAUGUUUCACAAGAAAGUAACUUUACAUAAACAGAGACACACAAACAAUCAAGUCCCCCAAGCAACAAAGCUAUUCAUAGUCUUAACAAAGGUCCACAAGAGACAAAAGAGUUCAGAGUCUUAACCAAGGGUUCAUGAGUUAACAGAGAGUUUUCUCAAAAGGUCCAAAAGCGCCUGGUCAUAGCGGACCAUUACAUCAGAAGUGGAAAGGGAAGGAGAAGGCUUCUUGAGACAGUAAAUCUGCCAAGUCAGAAUAGAUUAAACAACAGACACAAUGAGAGCACAACAUAUACUACUAUAAUGUAAUAGAAAUAGAUUUUCACACGGCUUAACUCUUCAACACAAUUAAGGUCACAAGCUGGAUCUUGUUUGUCCUUACUAAUAUGUAAAAAAUGAAUCCAGUAAAAAAAAAACAAAUGAAGAGUAAACAAACGUGGGACUAUUGACCAGAAGCAUGGAGACAUUUCAGGUGCUAACAAGGCAAUAGUUCAUCUUAUUGUCCAAUAUCUGCAACAGUCAUUCAUUUCUAUUCUCAAAUCACAAAAAACUACACAUAAAGUGAUGGAAAGACACAUACUUCUAGGUAUUGUGAACAAAAUGAUAUCCUCUAAUGUUGUGGUUGAAUCUAAAUCUGUUUGCUUAGUUUAGUUUUGUUGCUAUCAAUCUUUUGAUUUUCCCAAAAGUUGGACAAGUUGUUCUGGGUUCUGUUGCAGAAGUAAAAUUUAAAAUCCCAUUGAUAUUUGUAGCAACACUGAUAUAAAUUCAGACUUUGAUAGAGGAUUUCUCAGUGUGCUUUGCAAUAGAUGUAUAAUAAGGUUGGAAGGUUUUUUUGAAAAAUUAAUUAUUGUUAUUUAUUUACUAAGUCGGUUUAAUCAGUCUUCAUUGUAGAUGUUUUCAUUACAUGUGCAAAUGAAUGUCUAUCAACUAAACUGACUACACGCAAUCACUGACCGAAUACGCAGCUAUAUCAGUGGAUCCCGUAGUUGGUGAUAGAGGUGUGGUUGUCAGCACAGCAGUGAUUCACAAUGUUAAUUAAUCAUUAAAAACUUGUUGAAUGAUUGUAGAAAA